Messenger RNA from Plasmodium berghei ANKA, 2442 nucleotides. Its product is annotated as BIR protein. The record is from RefSeq and is a predicted model, not a curated record. NCBI's taxonomy places the organism in Eukaryota, Apicomplexa, Aconoidasida, Haemosporida, Plasmodiidae. The transcript is spliced from 3 exons. The coding region runs from base 1 to 2442 and encodes 813 amino acids.
AUGGACGACGAAACAGUGUGUGAGCUAUUUAUCGAUGCCGAUGUGCUUUUGAAUGGUAAUACUGACAUACAGACGACAAUUAAAAAUUCCCCAGAAUACCAUCAAUAUUGCCCCGAUAACAAACAAUGCUUAAAUAGGGCUGAAGGUAUUGGUGCUUUGAGCGCGUUUUUAUUUACGAAUUUUUAUAAUACAGAAAGCAGUUAUUAUGAACAUUUUAUGAUGUGGUUAGCUCAUAAAUUAUUUAAGAUAGCCAAAAAAAGAAACAAUGAAAACGUAAAUGUAAUGACUUUAAGUUCGGCUUAUGAAAAAUAUUUAGAGACAAAUAUGGGUAAUCUUAGACAAUGGCAUAUUAUAAAUGAUCUAAGGGGUGUGAAAUAUCCUAAUCUUAGGUAUAUGAGUGAAUUGUAUAUGUUACUUAAACGUAUAUGUAAUACAAUUGCAUAUUAUAAAAAAAAUAAUAAAAGACCUGUGAAACUUGGUCAGUAUUCUGCAAAGUGUCUUAAUCAAUAUAGAAACCUUUACAAGACCUUUUCUGGAGAUGAUUCAUAUCUACCUCUAUUGGAAAAAUUAAAAAAAAUAUAUGACGACUUUAAAACUUCUGCUAUUAAGGAUGAUGCUGAUAAAAAAAAAAAUAUAGAAAGUCAUCUUCUAGAACUUACACCAAUGAAAGAAAUAGAUUCACAUUCUACGAAAAAUUUGAAAACACUUGAUUCUAAUGAUCCAAAGGAUCAAUUGCAAUCUGAGAAGACUUCAGAAAUUCCGGAAGAAAAGAACACUCUAGAGGAGCCAAAAGAUCCUAAAGUCAAAGGGAAGAGUAUUGAGCAACCCACCAAGCUAAAAAGUACAGUGGAUCAAACAUCAAACCAAAGAGAAGAACCAUCAUUUUCAGAAGUUGAAUUAAAAAUACCAGGAAAUGAACAAGAAAAUAAUAGAGAAUCCCAAGGAAUGUCUAUAGAACCAACAAAAGAAAGUUUAUCAACGAAAUUGAAAGAUCAAGCACAACCUCAAGAAAUAUCUCAAGAAAUGACUCGAAUAAAACCUCAGCCAGAACCACCACCGAAUCCAGAAUUAUCACCGACGCCAGAACCACUACCGCAUCCAGAAUCACAACCACAGAAAGAAUUAACACCACAAAUAGAAUUACCAACACAGACAGAAUCAUCACCACAGAUAGAAUCACAGCAGGGACCAGAACCACAACCAGAACAAGACUCAGAAACACAGUUAAAAUCACAGGCAAAUAUAGAAUCACAAGAUAAUGAGAAUGUGAUACAACCUGCAUCUACACCAGAAAAAUCAUCGAUGAACCAUGAAACUAUAAAAAAAAUCACAGAAAAGGGACUUUUACAUGAUUUCUAUAAACUGCAUCUUUCAUCUUUUUAUAAAAACCUUACUUAUUAUGGACAGCGUUUAUAUGGAAGUACAUCAACUAGCUUAACAAAAGGUUAUUCUGCAUUUAAUGAGUUUGUUGAUUAUUUAAUCACUCAACCAAAUAAAGUAAAUGUUACAUUACCAUCAGUUGAUAAUAACAUUCAACCCAAAGACUCGGGAAGUGAUUCGACUCCCUCUGAUGAUACAUCAGAAACACUCUCCCUUUCAUCGACACAAGCUAGUGACAAAAAAGCUGAAGGUGGAAGGCAAGAAAAUAAACCUGGAGGUAAAGACCAAAUAAAUGAAACUGAAAGUGAAGGCAAAAUAAGUAAAGCUGAAGAAUCAAUACCAAGUUUAACUCCUAAAGAGUCCACAGAGGUUUUUAUCAAUAUAACAUCUGAUCAACAAAUUGAAAAACUUCCUUCUAAAAUCAAGGCAGAUAAAAUCAAGGUAGAAAAAGGCAUAUUUGAAAUAGGAUUUCCAGAAGGUGUAUUUAAAGGAUACAAAUUAGUUGCAUAUUCAGUUAUAAUUAUUGCUAUACCCAUUAUUUUAGCACUUAUGUAUAAGUAUUUUCCAUUUGGAUGUAGAAAGGAAUUGAAGAAAAAAAAAAACAUGAAAAAGGUUAUAAAUAUGUUUGGUGUAAAUGAAGCGACAAAAAGAGUUAUAAACACAACUGAUCGAAAAAAACAAGUGCAAAUAAUUAUAAAUUCAUCUACUCAAAAAAAACAGAAUAAAAAGUUUACAAAUUCAUCUACUCAAAAAAAGCAGGAUGAAAGACUUACAAAUUCAUCUACUCAAAAAAAGCAGGAUGAAAAGCUUACAAAUUUAUCUACUCAAAAAAAGCGGAAUAAAAAGCUUAAAAAUUCAUCUACCCAAAAAAAACAGGAUAAAAAGGUUACAAAUUCAUCUACUCAAAAAAAGAAGACUAAACAGUUUAUAAAUUCCAUUUAUUGGGAAAAAUAUCCAUUAUUAAAUAUACAUAAACUUAUGAAGACCGAUUCUGUACCAUUUGUUAUUUUAUUUUUGUUUAUUUUUUAUGUUUAUAAAAAAAAAGGCUAUUGUUUAGAAUAA